Messenger RNA from Sardina pilchardus (European sardine), 4203 nucleotides. RefSeq names its product polyhomeotic homolog 2a (Drosophila) (gene phc2a). Gene Ontology annotation, cellular component: nucleus; PRC1 complex. Gene Ontology annotation, biological process: negative regulation of DNA-templated transcription. Lineage: Eukaryota; Metazoa; Chordata; Actinopteri; Clupeiformes; Clupeidae. The record is from RefSeq and is a predicted model, not a curated record. Gene Ontology annotation, molecular function: zinc ion binding; histone binding; chromatin binding. The transcript is spliced from 14 exons. The coding region runs from base 174 to 2912 and encodes 912 amino acids.
ACUGCUGGGCAGAAAGCACAGCCCAGAAGUGGUACAGGAUAACAGGAAGGACACGAGAAACUCACGCCAAGGAGGGACACUCGGGACAAUCUGAAGUAACAGAGUGGAGAGGUCCUGAAGAGGACCAGAGUAGACAGCAGCGGUGGAUCUCCAGCAGACAGGUGGAGGGUGUGAUGGAGAAGGAGCAGGUCCCCCCGGCCUGCAGCGCCAGCACCACCACUACCGCCCCCACUAACCCCCCCACUAACCCCCCCACCAGCACCACCUCCACCCCCACCCGCACUGCUGCGCCUCAGAUCUCUGUCUACGCCGGCGUCCCAGACAGACAGAUGCAGGUGAUCCAGCAGGCGUUGAGCAGGCAGCCCAGCACGGCGGCUCAGUACCUGCAGCAGAUGUACGCGGCGCAGCAGCAGCACCUCAUGCUGCACACAGCAGCUCUGCAGCAGCAGCACCUCAGCAGCACACAGCUCCAGAGUCUGGCCGCCGUGCAGCAGAUCAAUCUGGCCACCUCUCCGGCCGCUGCCGCCCAGCUCAUCAGUCGAGCCCAGAGCGUGAGCUCCGCCCCGGGCAGCAUCACCCAGCAGGCCGUGUUGCUAGGUAACACCUCAGCCUCCACCCUCACCGCCAGCCAGGCCCAGAUGUACCUGCGCGCACAGAUGGCUCAGCAAACUAACCUUGUGCAAGUAGCUAGGAGCCUAGGCCGCGCUGUUCCUUUGUCCCCCCAGCUCAUAUUCACUCCAACCGCCACAGUCGCCGCGGUCCAGACAGAGGUGCCCACACACACCACCAACCAGCAGCCUGCCAGCACACAGGUGCCGAACCUGGCUCUCUGCAGCCAGCAGGGGGAGGUCUCCCCCUCCCCUUCCCAGGCAGCGGUCCAGGCCCUGGGCCUCAAACAGGCCCUUGCAGCCCCUCUCCUUUCCCUGGGCACCCAGGCUGCAGCUCAGUUCAGGAGUCCUGGCCAGGGCCAGGCUGUUCCCCUGAAGGGUGAAGGCCCCGAGGUCUCCUGUGCCCUGCCCCUGCCCGACGGAGGGAGCAAGCUGGACGGUGCUAACGAGUUAACCGCCCGCAUGGUGGCCAUCAGCAGAAACGUCACUGCCGUCACCAGCCAUCCACUCUUCACCACAGCAUACACACAGAUUCAGACACACCAGUUGCUCAAGCAGCAACAACAGCAGUUUGUAAUCCAGCAGCAACAGCAGCAGCAGCAGCAGCAGCAGCAACAACCACAUGUACAGCAACAACAGCAGCAGCCACAACAUCUACAACAACUACAGCAACAGCAACAGCAACAGCAACAGCAACAGCAACAGCAACAGCAGCAACAACAGCAACAGCAGCAGCACCAACAGCAUCUACAGCAUCUACAGCAGCAGCAGCAGUCCCAGCUGCCUCAGAUAUCCCAAGCCCAGCUUUCUCAAGCCACCCCCAUCCAACCAAGCUUGCAGACUCAGACCCAUACAGUGCAUGCUCUGGCGAUCCAGCCGGUCAUGCCAGCUCCUUUGCAGAAUCAGAGCCGUAAUCAGAACCAGAGCCAGUGCACCAUAGCCAUUCUGCCCAAGCCGGCGGCGCCGAACCCACAGCCCGUUCUCUUCCAUUCCACUGUAACUGCCCAGGUGCUCCCUCACAAUGGUCACCCCCCAGCAUUGAGCCCCCCCUCACAGGCCAACGGGAAGCCCGUGCAGCUGGCCGCUGCCAAUCCCCAGGUCCAGCCAGGAGUGACCAAUGGUGGCGCCCCAGUUCAGGAUGGUGUGGGGCAACAGAGCUGUGCACAGCCCAUGGCUGAGGUGGCGUGCCCUGCACCCAAUCACCAGCUCGUGAUGUCUGUCCCCGCUCUGGAGGAGCCCAGUGCAGGUGCAAGCCUGCUAGGCAGGAUCACUGAAGGCGCGGGUGUCGCAGAGGGGAGAGUGAAUGCGAAACCAGGUGUGUGCUCACCUCCAGCCAUGACCUCGGGCAAUGGGAACAAUGCGCCCACUGUGACCGGCAGUACUCCUCAAAAUGGCGAGAGUAAACCACCCCAGGCUAUUGUGAAGCCCCAGAUCCUAACGCACGUCAUUGAAGGAUUCGUUAUCCAGGAGGGAGCUGAGCCAUUCCCAGUGGACAGACCAUCACUGUUGAUUGAGAACCUAAAGAAACAGAAGCAACAGCAGCAGACACAUUCGGACUCUGAGAAAGCGGCACAUGAAAAUUCAGUGAAUACGGCCGAUUCUGAAAUGGAGGAUCUUUCACAACAAGAGCUAAAAAAUCAGGAGGACGAGCCAACACUCUCCUGUGAGCUGUGUGGCAAAAUAGACUUUGCUUACAACUUCAAGCGGUCAAAGAGGUUUUGCUCAACUGUUUGUGCUAAAAGGUAUAAUGUUGGGUGUACAAAGCGAAUGGGCCUGUUCCCUAAUCGUCACACUGCAAUGGAAAAGCUGAAGAAGCAAAGAUCCUCCAACACGACAUCAGACGCCAAGAAACUGGCCACCUCCAACAGCCAGGAUCACAUGGCCGGCGCUCGCUCGUCCCCACACCUGGGCCGGGGCAGCCAAGGGGAGUCCAGCCAGUGCUCGGACAUGUCCAGCUACGAGGAGCCCCCCUCGCCGCUCUCCGCCGCCAGUUCGGGGGCGCAGAGGCCGCCCGCUAGUGACCGGGGCUCGGCGGAGCACGGGGAGAGGCACGAGCACGAGCUUCCCCUGCUCAACCAGCCCUUCCUGCCCAGUGACCCCGGCAAGUGGAAUGUGGAGGACGUUUACGAGUUCAUCUGCUCCUUGCCAGGUUGCCAGGAGAUAGCCGACGAGUUCCGUUCGCAGGAGAUCGACGGCCAGGCCUUGCUGCUGCUGAAGGAGGACCACCUCAUGAGCACCAUGAACAUAAAGCUGGGGCCCGCACUGAAAAUCUUCGCCCGUAUCAGCAUGCUCAAAGACUCCUAGCCUCUCUCUCUCUCUUCCCCCUCUACACCUAGCACGUUCUCCCCUCGGAAAAACACCUCAGAUGAUACAAACGCUCAGAAAAAAAAGACUGGAAGAAGAAGAAUGGAUUCAAAAGCCUCUGCACUGAUCACCUGUUCGUCACCAACAUCUCUCCUCAAGGGCUCUGUGUGGUGAAGACCACAACAUGGAGCCACAGAUUAAAUACAUCGAUACUGUAUCGCAGGUCGGCAUUGAACUGUUGUCCUCAAGGGAUUAGGCCUGAAGUGAAUUUGAACUUAAGUCAGUGGGUGGGAAAUGGGGGUCAUUGAUGUUUGAGGACUCUGAGCAGCACAAGUGUUUUAGCCCUUUGCAUUGAUGACUUUUGGUUGGGACAACAGGGUGGGCCAAGCCAGUUUUGCGGAGAAACACAUCUGAAAUGUGAAUAGGUAUUAUUUCAGUUUAACUGGAACUGUGAACCUGACCUCAGUUGCAAACACAAGGGAAAAAAGGUUAAAUGACCUACAUGUGUUUUUCAGUUCAGUAUACCGGAUAUGCUGUUUGAGUGGUUUUUGCUUUGCAACCACACCAAAAGUGUCUCUUUUAAAUCAACCAGUAGUAUCAGUUUGUGUAAACGAAGGGACCCGUUCAAAGAGAAUCCCAACAAAAAGUUGACAUUGAUUGCUUAUCCCAUUUGUAAUGCUAGUUCAAGAGUUUGUAAUUGGCUUUGUUCUUCAUAAUCAGUGAUGCAAACUGUGUUGUCAAGUGAAGUGGUUGUGGCAAAUGUUUUCAAAAAGGAGAAUAACUCUUUUUCAUGAUGUGCCUAAUAUUUAUCUGAAUGCAUCCCAAAGAUUUCCUCAACCCUAAGAUCACAUUCACCAGCCGAUUCCAUAGACACCAUACAGGUUUAUGGGUCAGUCAAUCUGCAGGGAUAAUAAAGGUAUAUCUUAAAAGGCCUCUCACCUCAUAGUCACAAUCGCUCAGCGUAGAGAACUGGACUUGUGACCAGUAGAUGUACAUAGUGCUGUUUGUCGUUCCUUGUUGCCGGAAUACGCAGUGAAACUCAGACUGGAGUGAAUUACGAGGUUAGCUUUCCAAAAGCAGUUUUCAUCAGUGUUUUUUUUUUUUGUUUCAGUAGUCCAAUGAGUCAGUGUGUUAUGUUGGCAUUGAUAGUUCAGUUGUAUGUACUUGUGUUUGAUGUUCAUCAAGACUUACACAUACAAAUAGUUUGCCUGCAGCACCAAAAAAAUUCAUCAAUCGCAGUUCUCUGACAAGUCUCAUUUUGUAUAUGAGGAAUAAACAGUUUACAUAAAAA